Lampris incognitus (smalleye Pacific opah) is the source of this 3790-nucleotide messenger RNA. It is a transcript of the gene ehd3, whose product is annotated as EH-domain containing 3. Gene Ontology annotation, molecular function: GTP binding; protein binding; calcium ion binding. Gene Ontology annotation, cellular component: plasma membrane; cytoplasm. The record is from RefSeq and is a predicted model, not a curated record. The transcript has 9 exons. Gene Ontology annotation, biological process: endosomal transport; endocytosis. Bases 362 to 1969 code for a protein of 535 amino acids. Lineage: Eukaryota; Metazoa; Chordata; Actinopteri; Lampriformes; Lampridae.
ACAAGGGACGCUGCUCAGGAGGACAAAACAAUCCGCCGCGCAUCGUUAUCCUGAACCGGCACAGUUGUUUGUAUCGACGUGAAGCCCCUUUUUUACCCAUAUAUAUUAUAGGUUCAAGUGCGGGAUACGCUGAAAAAAUACCCAGAGUAACCUUGCUGUGUCAGCUUGGUGAAUGAUUUUAGGAGCCCUCACCCUGACGGAGUUUCAGCUGAAUAACGCCAUUAAGAUUGGCCAGCAUACCCUCAUCAACGACAGAUAAACGUUGCACGCCGGACAAGUAUCUGUUGGAUUAAAAGAGGGUAUUUUUGAUCAAGCAAACCUAUUAGAGGAUAGACUUCUUUGCUUUCAACCACCAUCGACCAUGUUCAGCUGGCUUGGAACAGAUGAUAGGAGGAAGAAAGAGCCAGAGGUUUUUCAGACUGUCAGCGAUGGACUAAAGAAACUUUAUAAAACCAAACUUCUGCCAUUGGAGGAGAGCUACAAGUUCCACGAGUUUCAUUCUCCAGCCCUGGAGGAUGCUGACUUUGACAACAAGCCGAUGGUGCUACUUGUGGGGCAAUACUCCACAGGCAAGACGAGUUUCAUACGCUACCUUUUGGAGCAGGAUUUUCCCGGCAUGCGGAUCGGUCCUGAACCCACCACUGACUCAUUUAUUGCUGUGAUGCACGGUGACACAGAAGGCAUUGUGCCCGGCAAUGCUUUGGUGGUCGACCCCAAGAAGCCCUUCAGAAAACUCAACGCAUUUGGAAACGCCUUCUUGAACAGGUUUGUGUGUGCCCAGCUGCCUAACCCAGUGUUGGAAAGCAUCAGUGUGAUUGACACACCUGGAAUUCUAUCAGGAGAGAAACAGAGAAUAAGUAGAGGCUAUGACUUUGCAGCUGUUUUGGAGUGGUUUGCAGAGAGAGUGGAUAGGAUCAUACUGUUGUUCGACGCACAUAAGCUGGACAUCUCAGAUGAGUUUUCAGAGGUGAUCAAGGCUUUGAAAAACCACGAAGACAAGAUCAGGGUUGUGCUAAACAAGGCUGACCAGAUAGAGACCCAGCAGUUGAUGAGGGUAUAUGGUGCCCUGAUGUGGUCGCUGGGGAAAAUAGUCAACACACCUGAGGUGAUCCGUGUGUACAUCGGAUCAUUUUGGUCCCACCCUCUGCUGAUUCCAGACAACAGGAAGUUGUUUGAAGCUGAGGAGCAGGACCUGUUUAAGGACAUACAGUCUUUACCGAGGAACGCAGCGCUGAGGAAGCUCAAUGAUCUGAUCAAGAGGGCAAGACUAGCCAAGGUUCAUGCGUACAUCAUCAGCGCCUUGAAAAAGGAGAUGCCAUCUGUGUUUGGGAAGGAAAACAAGAAGAAAGAACUCAUUGCCAGCCUGGGAGAGAUUUACAGCCGUAUAGAGAGGGAGCAUCAGAUAUCACCUGGAGAUUUUCCCAAUCUGAAGAAGAUGCAGGACCAGCUUCAAGCCCAGGAUCUCAACAAGUUUCAGCCUCUCAAACUCAAACUCCUUGAGGCAGUCGAUGACAUGCUCGCCCACGACAUCGCCAGCCUGAUGAUCCUCGUCCGUCAAGAGGAAACCCAGCGCCCAAAUCCCGUUGUGAAGGGCGGUGCUUUCGACGGCACCUUGGACGGCCCGUUCGGCCAUGGGUACGGCGAAGGGGCCGGCGAGGGCAUCGACGAGGCUGAAUGGGUCGUCUCACGCGACAAACCGGCAUAUGAUGAGAUUUUCUACACAUUGUCCCCCGUCAACGGGAAGGUGACGGGAGCCAACGCCAAGAAGGAGAUGGUGAAGUCCAAACUGCCAAAUACAGUGUUGGGAAAGAUCUGGAAACUUGCCGAUAUUGAUAAGGAUGGGAUGCUUGAUGAUGAGGAGUUUGCGUUGGCCAACCACCUGAUCAAGGUGAAACUGGAAGGACAUGAACUACCCUCGGAGUUACCACCACACCUGGUGCCCCCCUCCAAAAGGAAAAUAAAUGAAUAAAUGUAAGAUUAGCAAAUCCACCACACUGCACACCCCCAAGAGAAAACUCCUCUUUUCUAAGAGGAAACUACUAGACAAAACCAAUAGUAUUAGAGCAAAGCAACAAGAAAAAUAAACGUUUCUAAAAUGACAAUGAAAACAGAGUACACCACUCAAAGAUAAUCACCCCAGGAAAAAAAAAUCUCUAUCCUGCUAUCACUUUUCACACCCACACUUGCAGAGAGAGGAAAUUACUCAGAGAGGAAAAUAUGAAUGAGAUAUUCAAAUUUACUGUACGUCAAGUUGAAAUCAACUCAAAGCCAGUAUCGCCAACUGUCAGGAUCUCUUUACACACACACACAGGUUGCGAAAUUUUGUGCUUUGCGAAUAAAGAUCUACUUCAACUUUAGUUCAAAUUUUCAGAGAAUCUGAGCUGUUUUCAAUGUGGCAUCUUCUGAUUAAACUUGGAUCCAAAUGCCCACGUCAUCACUACAUUUACACAUUUUUAGUGGUUUGAAAUGGCCUUUUUACGGGACAUCUGAUGAGUCCCAACAUUCACGUAGGCAGCGAGAAGCUCAGCGCUCUCCUGUUUGUUUGGCUAAAGUGAGGAGAUGAGAGGAGUAGAUGAAUGGUAGAAUGAGUUUUGGGUGGCCAGGUUUGGGGCGAUAGGUGAGGUAAUUAAUGUUAAAAAAAAUCUAACACAAACUAUAGAAUGCAGAGAAAUUAGCAGCUAAUUCUUAUCGCUGAAAGAAAAUGAAACAUGGAGAGGCACACAAUGAGGGAAAUGCAUAGGACAAAAAGAGGAGAUGACAGCGGAGAGAAAGCAGGUACAUUUUUAAAGGAUAAUUUUGGGGAAAUUGCGAUUGGACUAUAAAAGUCCGGAUGAGAUGAUGAGACUUCAUCCAGAAUGUAUCUGGCGCAUUGAAAGGGAGCAUGUGAGGCGAAUCCACAUACGAGCAAGGCAACAUCCCAAACUGAAGCCCUUCUCCGUCAAGGUCACAGACACUCGUCUUUUGGCACCACUGAGUGUUCUGGGAUUUGUUUGAUGGAUUUGUUUCAUUGGACGGUCACAAAGUUAUCACGAUGCAUGGAUCUGGAAAAACACACAGAAAUACAGGAAGGCACAUACAGAUGGACAUGAUGGACACAGUGUGUUCUGUGGAUGGAACCAUUUUCAGAGGAUAGAAUGACGAAGGUGGAAAUGAGAUGCAUAUGUGUGGCAAAGGUGACAUUCCCAUGACAGGAAAUGUAUGUUUCCCUUUUACGUUUUGUGCCCUAAUUCAAGUAUCUACUUCGCUUUGGUAAGACUAUAAUUAUGAUUACUAUUAUUGAUUUUUACAAGACCCUUCUGAUAAUGUUGGAGAGGAUGUGACACUGACAUAAUUUCAUGAUGAAUAGUGGAGAAAAAAAAACAAAAACAAGACCAGUGAAAUGUGAUGAAUCUCUGAAAUGUGUAUUACGUGUGACUUUUAUAUGAAGGCAUAUUAUCCAUAUUGUUUGGGAAUAUGACUGUGCUGAUAAGUAACGUGCAGACAUUCAUGGUUCUACGUGGACACGUAAUUAAGAUGAAUAGUGUGUGUGUACAUUCGUCAUCUACUACUGUUAUUUGGUGUGACAUUAUAUGCAUAUUGUUGUGUUGAUAAGUCCAAGUAUUAUCUAUGCUACUGAACUGGAGUAUUAGUCAUUAAAUUACAUCACUGAUUUCAAUUUAAACCGAUAAUGCACAAUACGGUAACAGUCCUACUAAAAUGCACCCUUGCUAACUCGACUGACCAUAGAGUAAAUAUACAGUUUGUCUUACUUGCAAACUUUAUGAUGAUAAUAAAUCACUAACGCCAAACA